AUGAACUCCCCUAAGUCACCAUGUCAUUGCUCUCCCUUAUCAUUUUCUCAAACAUUUGUUCCAUUGCUCAAGCUUAAGUUCCCACAAAUCAAACUUUCAAAAUAUGAUGCUACAUAUCGAGUUCUCAAUGUUUCUAACUACCCCCUUCAACUUUGCUUCUACAACACCACCCCCCAACACCUUCACUCUUGCUCUGCAAAUGGGAAUUUCUUCAAGUACUUAAAACCACCCUUGCUUGGGUUUGGGAGGUCAACCGGGGAAACCGGGUUGGCGAAAACGCCACUCUCACAUUCGGGACAGACAGCAACCUUGUUUACCGACACGGAUGGCCGAGUGGCAUGGCAAACCAACACUGAAAACAAAGGUGUGGUAGGCCUCAAGCUGCUUCCAACUGGAAACAUGGUCCUCUACAACUCAAUGACCAAGAGCAACUUUAUUUGGCAAAGCUUUGACUACCCAACAGACGAGCCUCCGUGA
This is a messenger RNA of Prunus armeniaca (apricot), 477 nucleotides long. The record is from the annotation of a GenBank genome assembly. NCBI's taxonomy places the organism in Eukaryota, Viridiplantae, Streptophyta, Magnoliopsida, Rosales, Rosaceae.